GGAAGUUUGAAUGAUUACAUACUAUUGAAGGUCAUUGUUUCCUCAUGGCACUAAAACCCUAUUUAAACGCAGUCAGGCACACUCUAAAUGCAGCAUUAUGUGUUCAGAAUUUUUCUUCACAAGUUGUUGAACGUCACAACAAACCUGAAAUAGAAGUUCGAACCUCCAAGGAACUACUACUAAACCCCGUAAUUAUUAGUCGGAAUGAAAAAGAGCGGGUAUUGAUUGAAGGGUCAAUUAAUUCAGUUCGUGUCAGCAUUGCUAUCAAACAGUCUGAUGAAAUUGAAAAGCUACUUUGUCGAAAAUUCACUCGAUUUAUGAUGACUCGUGCAGAAGACUUUGUUAUACUUAGGCGUAAACCUGUCCCUGGCUAUGACAUCAGUUUUCUUAUCACUAAUUUUCAUACGGAACAGAUGUCAAAGGCAAAAUUGGUUGAUUUCGUAAUUACUUUCAUGGAUGAGAUUGAUAAAGAAAUUUCCGAAAUGCGCUUAGCAGUGAAUUCUCGGGCUCGUCAAUGUGCUGAAGAAUUUUUGAAGGCGUUUGACUAACAGUUACUUGAAUUAACUCAAUAUCCCAGAUUUUACAGAACCUAUUUAAAUGUGGUGAAUACUUUGGGGACACUAUUGAAACUUUUGUAUAACUUCAUCUCUGAAGAAACCCAAAAUGGUUUUUUCACAACACUUAUGUACAAAUAAGCUGUCUGUGAAUAACAGUACAUUUUUUUUCAAAGGAUCAUUGUCAUAAAUCACAUAAUGUCAUUUAG
Molecule: messenger RNA, 763 nt
Organism: Schistosoma margrebowiei
Lineage: Eukaryota; Metazoa; Platyhelminthes; Trematoda; Strigeidida; Schistosomatidae
Source: the annotation of a GenBank genome assembly